CCGGUCGCGCCGCGGCGGGAGCGGCCGGCGGAGGCUGCGCUGCCGAGGGGGAGGGUCUGGGGAGGGGAAGUCACCCCUGCCCGCCUCCCGCUGCCCCCCGCCCGCAGGUUCCCGAGCAUCAUUCGGCGCCCAGCAUCCCGCUACCCCGGAUCCUCCCGCGGGCGCGCACCGGGCUUAACUCAGGCUCAGACAUCUCCACUGCCCAGGGAUCGCUGAGUGCGUGGAAGGCCGGCUGUCCCAGCACCCCGCUUCGGCAUGGGUCCUGCCAUUGAGGCAGCUUCUCAGCCUGUGCUCGUCUGAGGGUGCGCCCGUCAUGGGGGCAGCCCUCUCCCAGGGGGCCCUCAUCGCCAUCAUCUGCAACGGCCUCGUCGGCUUCUUGCUGCUGCUGCUCUGGGUCAUCCUCUGCUGGGCCUGCCACUCGCGCUCUGCCAACAUAGACUCCCUCUCCGAAUCCAGUCCCAACUCCAGCCCUGGCCCCUGUCCUGAGAAGGCGCCCCCGCCCCAGAAGCCCAGCCAUGAAGGCAGCUACCUGCUGCAGCCCUGAAGGCCCCUGGCCUAGCCCGGAGUCUGGGGCUUAAGUCCACCCCACCUGGCAUCUGGAAUCGGGAUCCCAGGGUCCAGCUGGCCUGGGGUCCAGAACUCAGAGUCCAGCCUGUGUGGAACUGGACCUAGCUGCCCAGUGUCUGGUUGGCCUGGCUCCAAGAGGGGCCCUGCCCCUAGGUAGACAGGCCUGGGGCAGGGGUUCAUGAGUUGGUGCUAGGGCCAGGGCCAUCUGGACUCUGCUCCAUCCCAGCGGUCUGGGGUGGGGUCCACCCUCCCCCUAGGCCAAGCGCCUCUCGGCCCUCAAGGUUGGGGAAGCAAACUAGAAUCCAUGGCAAUAAUGGGAGGGUGUCCAGGCUGGGCCCCUCCUCUGGUCCUCCUACUGUUUGCUGGAUAAUAAAUGGAUCUAA
Budorcas taxicolor (takin) is the source of this 950-nucleotide messenger RNA. RefSeq names its product energy homeostasis associated (gene ENHO). NCBI's taxonomy places the organism in Eukaryota, Metazoa, Chordata, Mammalia, Artiodactyla, Bovidae. The coding region runs from base 314 to 544 and encodes 76 amino acids. Gene Ontology annotation, cellular component: plasma membrane. The transcript is spliced from 2 exons. Gene Ontology annotation, biological process: positive regulation of Notch signaling pathway. The record is from RefSeq and is a predicted model, not a curated record.